UGAAAGGACUGAAAGGUAGAGCAAACUUGUUUGUCUGUAUUUAGGUCAAUCACGGUUGAUAAACGAUCGAAAUCAAACCCUAUCCCCAAAUCGCCAAUUGAUUUCUUUAGAUCCAUAUUUGAUCGAUUGCCACUUGUUUCUUUCACCUAAAUUGAUUGAUCAAAACCAGACACUAGCUUAAAGACAAAAAAAAAAAGUAUUAAAUCGUUUCCAAAUGGUUCUUUAUCAAAUUUGAAGUCUUCAGAGCUUGGACGUCCACUGGAAACCUACUUCAUCCAUGGCGAUAACACUGACUUUGUUGAUUAUAUUCGCCGGAAUUCUAAGCGCCCAAUCCAAGUAUAUGGUGUAUAACACUUCGCAGGGCAUUGUUCCCGGGAAACUCAAUGUUCAUUUGGUUCCUCACUCGCACGAUGAUGUUGGAUGGUUGAAGACUAUUGAUCAGUACUAUGUUGGUUCCAACAACUCCAUCCAGGGGGCUUGUGUUCAAAAUGUAUUAGAUUCAUUAGUUCCUGCGUUGUUGGCUGACAAGAAUCGGAAAUUCAUUUAUGUUGAACAGGCAUUUUUCCAGCGCUGGUGGAGAGACCAGAGUGAGGCAGUACAGGCCACAGUCCAGAAGUUUGUCAGUUCGGGUCAAUUAGAGCUCAUAAACGGGGGUUGGUGCAUGCACGAGGAGGCAGCAUCACAUUAUAUAGACAUGAUAGAUCAGACAACAUUCGGACAUCAAUUUAUAAAGGAGCAGUUCAAUGUGACACCGAGAAUAGGUUGGCAAAUCGAUCCCUUUGGACAUUCUGCAGUGCAAGCUUAUCUGUUGGGGGCAGAGGUUGGUUUUGACUCUUUUUUCUUUGGGCGAAUUGACUACCAAGAUAGAGCCAAGCGGAAAAAUGAGAAGAGUCUUGAGUUCAUUUGGCGAGGCUCUAAGAGUCUUGGUUCUUCUGCACAGAUUUUCGCUGGUGCAUUCCCCGAGAAUUAUGAUCCUCCAAGUGGUUUUAACUUCGAAGUUAAUGAUGAUUCUGAUUCCCCCAUUGUCCAGGAUAACAUCAAUUUGUUCGAUUACAAUGUCCAAGAGCGUGUCAAUGAUUUUGUUGCUGCUGCAUUAUCCCAGGCUAAUAUAACUCGCACAAAUCAUGUAAUGUGGACCAUGGGGACGGAUUUCAAGUAUCAAUAUGCUAAUACAUGGUUCCGGAAUUUGGACAAAUUAAUUCAUUAUGUUAAUCAAGAUGGACGUGUCAAUGCACUGUAUUCAACCCCAUCUAUUUACACUGAUGCAAAAUAUGCAGCAAAUGAGUCCUGGCCACUCAAGACUGAUGACUUCUUCCCAUAUGCAGACCGUGUAAAUGCUUACUGGACAGGAUAUUUUACAAGUAGGCCUGCUUUAAAAGGCUAUGUCAGAAUGAUGAGUGGCUACUACUUGGCUGCAAGGCAAUUGGAAUUUUUCAAAGGGAGGAGUAUAACAGGGCCCACCACAGACACUCUGGCUGAUGCUUUGGGAAUAGCUCAACACCACGAUGCAGUUAGUGGUACAGAAAAGCAGCAUGUGGCUGAUGAUUAUGCAAAAAGGCUUUCAAUAGGCUACAAAGAGGCUGAGGAGUUAGUUGCAACUUCCCUUGCUUGUAUGGUAGAAUCAGCACCAAAAUCUGGAUGUGGGAGCCCAAUUACCAAGUUUCAACAGUGUCCACUUCUGAACAUUAGUUAUUGUCCUCCAACAGAAGUUUAUUUAUCUCUUGGAAAAAAAAUGGUUGUUGUCGUCUACAAUUCUCUGGGGUGGAAAAGAGAAGAUGUUAUAAGAAUUCCUGUUAUCAAUGAGAAUGUUACUGUUCAUGAUUCAAAUGGAAAAGAAAUUGAAUCACAGCUUCUACUUCUAGUUAAUGCCUCUUUAAGCCUAAGAAACCAAUAUACUACUGCCUAUGUGGGUAAAUCCCCAAGUGUGACCCCCAAGUAUUGGCUUGCAUUUACAGCAUCUGUUCCACCUCUUGGUUUCAGCACUUACAUCAUCUCAAGUGCCAAGCAGGCAGCUGCUACUUUAGUGAGAGAAACGGUAUACACGUCCACUGGGAGUCAAAAUGACACUAUAGAAGUGGGGCCGGGAAAUUUGAAGCUUAUCUAUUCUGGAAAUGAAGGGAAACUCAUUCGUUACAUUAAUAGCAGAAGCUCGGUUGAAGCAACUUUAGAGGAAUCAUAUGGCUACUAUGCUGCCUAUGACGGAAGUCAAGAUCCCGAAUAUUUUCAGGCCUCUGGAGCAUAUGUUUUUCGUCCAAAUGGUUCUUUCUCCAUUCCAUCUGAAGGACAGAUGCCAUUUACAGUUUUGCGAGGACCGCUACUAGAUGAAGUUCAUCAGAGGAUUAAUUCAUGGAUAUAUCAGAUCACGAGAGUGUACAAGGGAAAAGAGCAUGCUGAAGUUGAAUUUAUUGUUGGCCCCAUACCUAUUGAUGAUGGAAUUGGGAAAGAGGUUGUAACCCAAAUUACUACAUCCAUGAAAAGCAAUAAGACAUUUUACACGGAUUCUAAUGGACGUGAUUUCAUUGAGCGGAUUCGAGAUUAUAGAGCUGACUGGGACCUUGAAGUGAACCAACCUGUUGCAGGAAAUUAUUACCCCGAUCUGACGAUGAAGAAGAUUGGUACGGAACAUGAAAUUAAUCUUGGAAUUUAUAUGAAAGAUGUUAGCACAGAGCUCUCUGUCUUGGUCGAUAGAUCUGUGGGGGGAUCCAGCAUUAGGGAUGGGCAAUUGGAGCUGAUGCUCCAUAGGAGAUUGCUUCGUGAUGAUUCUAGAGGUGUUGCAGAGGCACUAAACGAAACAGUUUGUGUGCUUGAUGAAUGCAAGGGAUUAACUAUCCAAGGAAAGUAUUAUCUCAGAAUUGAUCCCCUAGGAGAGGGAGCUAAAUGGCGCCGGUCUUCCGGUCAGGAGAUAUAUUCUCCAUUUCUCUUAGCCUUCACUGAGCAGGAUGGGGAUAAAUGGAGUAACUUUCAAGUAUCAAGCUUUUCAGGGAUAGACCCUUCCUACAGUUUACCAGAAAAUGUUGCAAUGAUUACCCUCCAGGAGCUUGAAGAAGGAAAAGUUCUUCUUCGGUUGGCGCACUUAUAUGAGAUUGGAGAGGACAAGGAUCUCUCAGUCAUGGCAAGCAUAGAAUUGAAAAAAUUGUUCACAGAUAAGAAGAUAAGUAAAAUUACAGAAAUGAGCUUAUCUGCUAAUCAAGAAAGACUAGAGAUGGAGAAGAAAAGAUUGGUUUGGAAAGUAGAAAGCUCCCAUGAUGAGCCCAGUAUAUUGAGAGGAGGCCCUGUAGAUCCCAUAAAGUUGGUGGUGGAACUUGCCCCAAUGGAAAUUCGGACCUUCGUUCUUGAAUUCACUAACAAAAUUGUCCACUACAAUUAAGGUAAGCUGAUUGCAGAUGGGUUAAUGAAUUUAAUCCGUUAGCUGUGUUAAAUUUAUGAUGCAAAAAUAUAAGAUGUAAAAUAAGAAGAUGGAAGAGAGAAAGAUAGAGAAGUAUAUACAUGGUUCGGCACUAAGGCCUACAUCCAUCGAUCAAGAGCCACUGAGGCUACAUUUUCCCUUAUUACUUUCUUGAUGCGUUGUAUUGAUACACAAUAUAUUGGAAAUAAAGUUGACAAAAUGAAUAAAUCAGGGAGACGAUAUUCGCACUUCA
Cornus florida is the source of this 3638-nucleotide messenger RNA. RefSeq names its product probable alpha-mannosidase At5g13980. The record is from RefSeq and is a predicted model, not a curated record. Gene Ontology annotation, molecular function: carbohydrate binding; alpha-mannosidase activity. Bases 278 to 3367 code for a protein of 1029 amino acids. The transcript is spliced from 31 exons. Gene Ontology annotation, biological process: mannose metabolic process. NCBI's taxonomy places the organism in Eukaryota, Viridiplantae, Streptophyta, Magnoliopsida, Cornales, Cornaceae.